Molecule: messenger RNA, 723 nt
Organism: Oppiella nova
Lineage: Eukaryota; Metazoa; Arthropoda; Arachnida; Sarcoptiformes; Oppiidae
Source: the annotation of a GenBank genome assembly
GUCCUAUUCUUCCCAUCGUUUUCUUGUCUGAACCUCCAGUUCCCCGACGGGAAGCUCAUGCAAAUCAAUUUGACCGGCUUUUUGAAUGGUAAGAAAGCGCGCGAGUUUAUGGGCGAACUCUGGGAGUUGUUGAUCAGCGCCCAGAACUCCGGUGACGGCAUUCCCGAGGAGUUCGUGAACCAGAAGAAGGAGGAGAUUAAGAAGCGAGAGGCCGAGGAGUUGAAAGCCGCCGAAGACAAGGCGAAGAAUGGGAAGCCUUUCGACAGAUCGCCCGCUCGUAAGAGGAGUCGCUCGCGGAGUCCGGCCCCUCGUAAGAGGUCUCGCUCUCCGCCGCGGCGCCGAUCGCCUAUCUCUCGGGGCCGUCGCAGUCGCUCGCGGAGUCCGCGCAGACGGAGCCCGAGUCCUAGGGCUCGACGACCGCCCACUCGGAGGGAGCCAUCCGUCAGUAAAAGCAGAUCUCCGUCGAAGAGUAGGUCGCGAUCGCCGGCGAAGAGGCGUUUCCAGAGUCCCAGCAGAGGACAGGCGGCCAAGAAGUCGCCCAAAGAGUCGCCUAAAUCGCGGUCGCCGUCCGCCAAACGGAGUACGAGUUCGGCGCCGAGCUCUCGGUCCCCGUCGCCGGCCCUACAGCUGAAGCCCGACCCCGAGGACAGCGCUGCGGCCCCCAAACCCAACGCCAACAAUAACCCGUCGCCCGAUAAGAAGCGUCAGUAUAGAGGCCGCGAC